Messenger RNA from Oncorhynchus mykiss (rainbow trout), 3810 nucleotides. The record is from RefSeq and is a predicted model, not a curated record. NCBI's taxonomy places the organism in Eukaryota, Metazoa, Chordata, Actinopteri, Salmoniformes, Salmonidae.
CCAAGCAACCGAGAUACACAGCAAGAUUACAGAGUGAAGUAGAGAGAGAGAGAGAGAGUUGAACGAGACCUAUAUUACAGAGAGUGAGUUAUUAUUUGUAAGGAUAGGGGUAUAUGCGAGCAGAAUAUUUGACUUUAGUUUAGUGAAAAACGGAUAACCAGAAGAGACUGCAGACCUGCAAUUCAGACCUGCCUCUGUCGCAGGUGAGAUGGCAGUGAGGCGAAGGAUCUUUAACUCGACCAGACCGUUCUCAGGGUCACCCCAAAUAGAGCUGAAGGGGUCUUACCCAAGCCUCCCCAGCCCAGAAGACAGGACGAGUGACGAGGAGGGGAAGGAGAGCAAAGGGGACUUCAUGCCUUGUUUAAAACCCAGAAUAAUUAAAGUCCUAACGAAGGGCACAGCAGAACAAGUGGGUGAAGCAGGUCCACUGAACUAUCAGAAGAACUCGUUCAUAGCCCAGGCUGAAUGUGAAACCCAAGACUCCCAGCAGUUCAGCCCUUCCUGCUCCGAACGCUCCUUUGUCGCGUCCCCCAACUGUUUAAUCAACCGGGACUCAUCAGAGCACAACAAUGUGUCGUGUUCCACCGCCGCCUCCAACCAGGACAAACCAGGCUCCCCGGCCCACUGCUCCCCCAGGAAGAAGCCAAGGAAGAAACAGAAGAAGAAAGGGGGGCAGAGGGAGACAGGGAAGCAGAGACAGAGACGUAGAGUACCUUCUGGUGUCCCUGAGCAGGAGACCCAGACUGGCAGUUCUCCUCAACUGAUCCAGAUCCAGCAGGACGCUUCAGAGCACCAAAGUAACAUCAGCACUUCAUACAGUAGCAGUAUCCUGAGUUUAGAGGCGCAUGACAGAAGACGCCCCCCUUACUCCCUCCAGGACUGCAACAGGGGCCCCAGCCAUUCCCACCUCUACUGGGGUCCCCAGGUGUUUAGCCACCCCUCCAACCUCUCCACCUAUGGGCAGGAGAGUGACUCAGACUCUCCUCUCAGCAGUGUGGGAGACUGUUCGUUAGCCCUAGCAGGGCUCAGGGGCAGUGUCAGUCAGGAGGACCGAUGCUACGCAGGUCCCUUCUGCAAAGACUUCUGCAAAGACGUGGAAAGAGAUGUCAGGGAGAAGGAGGGAGAAGUCUCAGAGACUGACACCAACGAGGGCCUGAUCUUCAAUAAGAAUAUUCAGCCUGUGAAUUAUGAGUACAGGGAGGGGAAGGACUACAGCCUCUGCAAGUCUAUCAACACAGGGUCAUACGGGGAAGUGCACAGUGUGCAAGACAACAGAACACACUUUAGAUUUGGUGCCAAAAAGAUUCUCCUGAAGAGUUUUAGUAGUGAGGAAGUGGGUACGUGGAGUGCCCUGAAGUCUCCUCGCGUGGUGGAACUCUUCGGAGUGAUCAGAGAGGGGCCCUACGUCGUCCUCUUCAUGGACCUCAAAGCUGGCUCUGUGGGUCAGCUUAUUAAAGAGAGGGGUCGGCUACCUGAGGACCUGGCCCUACACUACCACUGUCAGGUCCUUGAGGCGCUGGAACACCUGCUGAAGAGACGAGUGCUGCAUCUGGACAUAAAGGCGGACAAUGUGUUGCUGUCAGAGGAUGGGAGGGACACUUUUCUGUGUGACUUUGGACAAUCGGAGAGAAUGGACAUCGGUGGACAGAGCCUAAGUGCAUCCCAAGGAGCAGAUCUGAAGGGGACAGAGACACACAUGGCCCCGGAGAUUGUGAAAGGGGAAACCUGCCGCGGAGCCAAAGCAGACGUGUGGAGCAGCUGCUGCAUGUUACUGCACAUGCUCAAUGGCUGCCAGCCCUGGACACGAUACUACUCCCGCCCACUGUACUUCAAGAUAGCCAAUGAACCACCGCCUCUGAGGGAGAUCCCGCCCGAUUGCAGUCCCUUCACUGCUGAUGUCAUAAAGGUGGGACUACAGAAGGAGCCCACCAAGAGGGCCUCCGCCUCGGAGCUCAAGGGAAGAGCAGCCAGAGCUCUGAGAGAAGUGGGAGGACUCAGCAGCCCCAUUAGAGGGUCCUAUAAGGAGCCCCUACAGAUAGAUGACAGCCCCAGCCAGUCUAGCCAGCCCUGGCCACCGUUUAGCAGAGACACCUGCUCUGAGGAGAGCCCUGAGCUAUGGCUGGAAUCCAUGAACCCAGGGAGCAAGGAGCUGAACAAUGAUGAGGAGGAGGAAGGCAGUGAGGCAGACACAGAGGAGACAGCCUCACCUCGCUCUCUACUGACACAACUCCAUGAAUGGCAAAAUCCCAAGAUGACCGACGUCACCUCCAACGUGUCUGAGCUUGAACUGCGCAAGCUGGAGAGAGAGUUCUACCUGACCAGUCUGUCUCAGCUGCACUCAGCAGAAACCCAGGAGCAGCUACUGUCCUGCCUGAGCAGCAGUGACUGUUACUCCAACAGGGACUUAUGGGACAGAAAGGACUCUGGCCGUUGGUCCAUCAGCCCAGGUGACGACCUCAGCUCCGGUGUGUUCUCCUACAACAGCCAACCGGAUGGACAGAUUCUCAGUAUGGACUGGCUGGUUCACCAAAGCCACCUGUCUCCACCCCAAUGCUUUGAGGGAGUUAACGUCUGCAUCACGGGCGUAAAUGGGCAAAGCAUCCGGAUACGAGAGAAACGCAGGGUGAAGGUGGGCCACAUCGCCACGGGGAUCAGCGACCAGGCGACUACACACAGGCCUUCAAUACACCACCUGUGUCUCUCUCUCCCCUCUAGAUCUCUGAGAGGGUGUUCACCAUGGAGACUCAGGAGCGGGAGCCAGUGGCCCAUGAUGAGGAGGUACAGGACUCUGGCCUCCUGCUCCGCUGUGUCCCUGCUCCUGACUACUGCCAGGCCUGGCGAUGGAGGGUCAAGGAGGGGGUGCUGGAGACUCGUGACUGAGCCAUUAACUCCCCCCACUCAUCGGUAGCAGUCUCAAGCAUCAGGACUGUGAACUCACUCUUGUACGCCUGUCUCAGUAUAUCCUGCUUUUUAUCAAACUGUGUUAUGUCUAAUCCUUGUAAGAAUCGUACCCUUUUUUAAAUGUUCUCCUAAAAUUACUUACCCAAAUCUAACUGCCUGUAGCUCGGGACCUGAAGCAAGGAUAUGCAUAUUCUGGAUACCAAUUGAAAUUAAACACUUUCAAGUUUUUGGAAAUGUGAAAUUAAUGUAGGAGAAUAUUAACAGCAGGGGUUCAAACUCUAGAACCCAGUUCUGACAUAGGAGUAUAAAAAUGUAUUUUUUCAAACAAAACUAUGCUCAAUUUUAUCUCUGGGACCCUCAUGACAAAUCAGAGCAAGAUUACUGAAUGUAAGUACAUUAUUUACCUUCAGAGGUGAAUGUAUGAAACCAGUUGCCAUGAUAAGUGUUUUGUUGUGCACUAAACAAUAGAAUGGUAUUUUUUCACUGUAAUAUCUACUGUAAAUGGACAGUGCAGUUAGAUUAACAAGAAUUUAAGCUUUCUGCACAUAAGUGUUUGUCCUGGAUAGUUGGAUGUUACUUACGUUAGCGGGACACCAAUCCCGUAGAGGAUAAAUGUCAUGCAUUUCUUAUAAAUGGAUAUCCCUGUAUAUUACAGGAGCACACACACACACACACACACGUGUGGUGUUAGUAUCCUCUUUAGAGAAAAUGGUUCAUGUGAAUAAGCUACAACUGCCUUUUCUCAAAGGUAUGGAAAGUCCAAUACUGUAAACCUAGCAUAAUUUUAUACACCAGAAACGACAGCCCUUUUCUAGAUUUCGCUAGAGCACACCCAACAACAGCACUGAGCCAAUGAGAUGUUAACCUUACAGUAACAUGGAAUCAUGUCAUGAAAUAAAAGCUGUACUC